GGCCGCCGCCGGCCGGGACCAGCGCUCGCCUCUUCAUCCCGGCCGGGCGGGGAAGGCUGCGCCCGGCUAUGUUCGAGACACAGGGCAGAUCCGUGGGGGGCCGCACUGGCACCACUUCCCCACGGACCACCCCGAGCAGCUCCCCAUCGCUGAGGAAGCGCCUCCUGCUGCUGCCCCCACGGCCUCCGCCAGAGUCACCCCCCGAGACCAUGGUGGAGAAGGGGUCAGAGAACCCCUCGGAGCGGGCUCCUCAACCGGGGCCUCCGCCCAGCACCCCCCUCAACUACCCACUCAGUGGGCGCAGCUUCAUCCGCAACAACAAGAAAAUGCAAAGCUGGUACAGUAUGCUGAGCCCCACGUACAAGCAACGCAAUGAGGACUUCCGCAGGAUCUUCAAGGGGCUUCCGGAAACCGAACGACUCCUCGUAGAUUACUCCUGUGCUCUGCAGCGUGAUAUCUUACUCCAGGGGCGGCUCUACCUGUCGGAGAACUGGAUCUGCUUCUACAGCAACAUCUUCCGAUGGGAGACCACGAUCUCCAUCCAGCUGAAGGACGUGAAGUACAUCAAGAAAGAGAAGACGGCAAAGCUGAUCCCCAACGCCAUUCAGAUUUGCACUGAGAAUGACAAGCAUUUCUUCACAUCAUUUGGGGCCCGCGAUCGCUCCUUCAUGCUGAUUUUCCGCCUCUGGCAGAACGCACUUCUAGAAAAGACACUGUCGCCCCGGGAGCUCUGGCACAUCGUCCACCAAUGCUACGGCUCCGAGCUCGGCCUCACCAGCGAAGACGACGAUUACGUCUCUCCCAUUGAUGAGAUCAACGGUUUGGGAAGCCCCAAGGAGAUCGGGGACGUCAUAGACCUCAGUGACUUGACUUCUCGCUGCAGCACGGACCUCAAGCUGGAUGCCAGUCCCCUCUUGGACAAAAGGGAUGCCAGUCAGAGCAUCAACUCGCUGGCCAGCAGUAGCGACGGGACCACCUCGCUGGCCGAGGACCCGGAGGAAAACACGGACAGCCAGGUAGAUGCCUCGUCCAGCCACACAGUGACCUCAACGACAGAACCCCUCCGAGAGGAUGUCCCCCAAGGGCCGCUGGUGGCCCCCCCGGAGGGGGAGCCGGUGCCCAGCGAGGAGCUCCCUACUGACAUGAGCAAUUCCUCCUCUUCCACCCAGGAUGAAGCUGAAGUGGACGCCUUCUUCUCAGACCUGCCGGGGCGGCUUCUUAUUAACGCCGUUUACCACGUGGGAGCAGAGAGGCUGCAGCAGAUGCUUUUCAGUGAUUCCCAGUUCGUGCAUAACUUCUUCGACCAGCGCAAAUUCACAGACGUGACGCUGACUUCGUGGAGCGGUGACAACAAGUGCCACCAAAGCCGGGUCAUGUCCUACACCAUCCCCAUCAGCAACCCGCUGGGACCCAAGGCGGCCACCGUGGUGGAGACCCAGACGCUGUUCCGGGCCAGUUCGAAAAACGAGAGCUGCGUGAUCGACUCCGAAGUGGUAACCCAGGGCAUCCCCUACCAGGACUACUUCUACACGGCGCAUCGGUACUGCAUCACUGCGGUGGCCAAGAGCAAGGCCCGAUUAAGAGUCUCCUCUGAAAUCCGGUAUCGGAAACAGCCUUGGAACCUUGUGAAAGCACUCAUCGAAAAGAACGCGUGGAGUGGUGUGGAGGAGUACUUCCAGCACUUGGAAUUGGCUCUGGUCCAGGCCGAGAAGGCCCUUCUUGAAGAGAGCUGCCACGGCAAGGAGCCACGGGGCCUCUUGUCUGGACUGCGCCGCCGAAAACGUGCUCUGAGCUGGAGAGCCCCCCACGUUGAGCCCACCAUCUCCACGUUACCAGACGGCGAGGGGGCGUCCCGCACGAUGCAUCCUUCAGGCAGCCUUACCUCGAGGCUCUCCGAGCAGCUGUCGGAGCACGGGCAGAGCCAAAGCGUCUCUACUGUGAUCCUCAUCAUCAGCCUGGUCUUGGUGGUCCUGGUGAUCCUCAACAUGAUGCUGUUCUACCGGCUGUGGUCGUUGGAGCACACGGCCCGGACUUUUGAAUCCUGGCAGGCGUUUGCACUCUCUAACGGGAAGCUACCCCAGACGGCAUCGGAAUGGGCUGAGAUCCUGGAGCUGCAGAAGCGGUUUCACAGCGUGGAGGUGCAGAAGUGGAAACAGAUCCUGAAGGCCUCCGUGGAGCUCCUUGAUGAGAUGAAGGUUUCCCUCGAGAAGCUGCACCAGGGCAUCACCGUGGCCGAUCCCCCAUUGGAGCCGUAGUGAACCUGCGAUGACUCUCCUCUCCAGAGGACGUCGGUGGGGUUUGGGAGACAUCCUGGCCCUACCGGGCCCGAGAACUGACUCGGAAGUGGCUGCUGGAGCAAAAGCACCCUGACCCGACGGGUGCGUGUUCUUUUUUGGGGGGAGUGAAAGACGCCUUGGUCCUGGCUCAAUUGUCCUCUGGACCUUAUCAUCAAGAGUGCCACCGACAAUGAUGGAUUUUCCCCCCUUCCUGCUUCUGGGAUCCUUUGGACCAGAUCCCUUUUCUUUCUCUCCCUCUCCUUUUCUCUCUGAGGAUCCCCGCAGCGACCAGUUUCCUCCCCUCCCCUUUGAAGUGCUAUUUAUAUUCCCCACAGGACCCCAGAGGGCUCUUAACUUUCAUUACCCUGCCCCCCCCCCCACUUCUUUCUUUCCAGCUGUUCUUCUGGGGACGGAGGGGGGCAAGAACGGAAUGGGCAGGAUCCCGUCCCCCCCCCCAUGUCUAAGCUGCACAUUAAGACUUCACUCAACAGCUGGGUCCAUUUCCCUCCACCUUGUGACCCGGCUCGGUGCCCCCUCUCCUUUCUUCGCUCGCGCUCAAGCGCUCAGGGCCAGAGGCCUCAGUGAGGAAACCGAGGCAGGGUGCGUGAGUGGAAAGUUUGAGAUUGCUUUCCUGGUUUACCCUCUUUCUGUUCCUAAGGAAGGAGGGAUCGUUUUACUUAAAGGGGUUUGCUAAAAAAGAAGUUACCUCUGAGGGGGGGAAAGUCAGACGAGGCCUGUAGGAUUACAUUGUCUCACGCAGUUGGGGGUGAGGUGGGGGACAGGGAUUCGUGGUUUUAGAGUCUGGGCUCAGCUGGAACAGCAGCCAGACCGCCCCAGUCAGCCACAGGCCACGUCCAACGAUGCUUCCAUUCGCAAAGGGGCCUGCGCUGUGAGCAGCUGCGAGUCCAAGCCUGUUCCGGGCCGUGCGAUUCAGAACAAAAAGGGACCCUGAUUUUUUUGAGGGGACCCACUUUUGCUGGGCUGACCUCCCCCCCCACCCUUGUUUCACGAGCAAGAAGAAAAAGGGCUCGAUCCAGCAUUUGGAAAGAGGGGCGUUGGAUGCAUCCCCCGCAAAUGCAGAAUUGGAAGCUUGGAAUCAGGUCCGGGGUAUUGUUUUGGUUCCGAGAUAGGGAGCGCCACGUUCCCCAAAUCCCUAGUCGAACAAGACUCCUUUCUUACCCCGUCUGUCUCCCCAGGCACUGAUGAACCUCACCUUCCUCAAGCGUUACUGUUCCCGUCACUUUAAAAUGAGGUUUCACUGCCAGUCUGGGGCCUUGCAGGGCCUUCAAAUACUGCCUGGGGGGGACGGUGUUCCCCGUCUUGAAAUCCGCCCUCUCCUGGGGAGGGGCGCGUGUCUACCCGCCCUCUGUUCUGUGUCCCUGAAAGCUCCAGAGGCCCCAAGUUUCUGAUCCCCCCCUUCCCUCUUCCCACCCAGGUUGUGGUGGGCUUCUCCACCCCCCAUUUCUAGUUGUGUUCAGUGUUAAUGAUCUUGCACGCUCAAGGUUCCAGAGGUGCUGGGGCUUAUUUAUUAGGGAGCUGAAUAAAGACCGUGGAUCGGA
Messenger RNA from Heteronotia binoei (common prickly gecko), 3835 nucleotides. RefSeq names its product GRAM domain containing 1A (gene GRAMD1A). Gene Ontology annotation, cellular component: endoplasmic reticulum membrane; plasma membrane; endoplasmic reticulum-plasma membrane contact site. The record is from RefSeq and is a predicted model, not a curated record. The transcript is spliced from 20 exons. Bases 69 to 2255 code for a protein of 728 amino acids. Gene Ontology annotation, biological process: intracellular sterol transport. Gene Ontology annotation, molecular function: sterol binding; sterol transfer activity. Lineage: Eukaryota; Metazoa; Chordata; Lepidosauria; Squamata; Gekkonidae.